UGUCAGUGUAAACCAAAAUGGCGAGCGAGACAAAGGGUCGUGACAGCUCUCGGCGCGUUUCGCUCGUGUUCUCGGAUUUCUGAACGGGACGCGCGCGACUAUGUGAUUCACGUGACUGAUCCAGCUACGAACGGUGAGUUGUGAACGAUGAUUUACUUGUGGCGAGUAUCGGCACGCGGUUAUUUCGGACAUCUUCGUACGGACUGGGCACCCUUCUGUUCUCGGUGGACAGUAGCGGUGUGACAUUGACGUUAACCGUUUAAUCAAGGUGUUCCUGCGAUUCGUCGUACACCUGACCCGUUUACCGUCUAACGUCGAAUGUCCACUACUCCUCUUAACGCAGACAACGGGGGAAUAUCGCUGUUUUGGGUACACGCAGAUGACGCGAUGACGCUGCAUUGGUGGAUGCACUGGUUCUGGGUUACCGCUCAAUUUCUCGGGAACCCAGUGCCUUCUAGCACGGCGAAGCCCCGCAGCCAGGUGCAGGAUCGCCUGAGCACAGAACCAACGUCCGAGCUAACUUCCGUAGACGCCGAGACCGCGGAACCGCGACAGAGCUUCCGCGUAGCGAAGGCCAUCGGUCUUCAUCCCCCCACGAACGCAGCCGUGAUCUUCGACAGGCAAUCGCCGACCACGAUCGCGACACCCAUGGCAAUCCGAGGCAACGUCGCCGAGACGAGCGCCAGCUCCGUCCCAGAAGAAUAUCGCAAGAACGCCAGCGACACGGCAGACGCUGACACGAUUUUCAGAACCCUGACAGACCAACGAACGACGGAGACUUUGGACAGGGUACGAAAUCCGCCCGCCAAGAAGGACACCAAGAUCACCUGGAUCCUAACGAACAAGACGGGCAGAUCGAAAUACGAGCAGGAGACGAAGGUAGACGAGAACGGGAACCGAAACACCAGCGUGGACCAAGUCGAGGAUCUCACGGUGCUGCCUCUUCAGGAAGAGGUGUCUAGAAUCAGGCUGGUACUGAACAAGACGAAAUCCUCGACGUUUCUGUCCUCGUCCUCUUCUCUAGCUUCGUCCUCCGCCAGUUCCGGCAUCAGGACGUUCAAUCGGUCCGACGACGACGUCGAGAUCGACGAGGAGUUCGUCGAGCCGCAGAUGUUCGCCACUGCUGCCUCAGUUAUCGAAGUCGGAGUAAGCGAGUCGACGCGUCUGAGCAGAGCAAGGAGCGCGUUUCCCAAAGAUUUCCAGAGGGAUCAGAUCCAGGAGGAUCAUCUCUCCGACUACAACGACAGCAGCAGCGAGAACUCGAGUCAGGAUAGUUCGUCGAGAUCCACCGUGGACAUCGCAGCUAUUACCGGAAGCUGUCUGCUAACCGUUGUUUUGCUUAGCACAAUGGGCAGCCUUGGGUUCAUUAUGUACAGACGCAGAUACCUGAAUCCGCCGCAGACGCUCAACAGCGACAAAUGCAGCAAUCCCGAUAGUUCAGGCUAUAUCGAUGAUUCUACUAUUCGUGAUAACUCCGAGGAGAUGUACAGUUUGGAUAACGAUUCGUUCCUAAAUUCGUUAGAGGCGAUGACAAUACAGAAUUACUGGACAGACAGCGUCAAGCACACGAAGCUAUGACAAAAGCAGAUAAUCCAGUCCGGAAAGAGAAUCGAAACGUUCAGUAUUUCCGAUGGUGAAGCGCACGAACAAAUUUCAUUGUUGGAGCAGUAGUACUUACUCGAUGCCUGCUAGGCGAUUGUUUUUUUUUGUUUUUUUGUUUGUUUUUUUUUUUUGUAGUGCGUGAUCAACGGCAACCAGAGCUGGGCAGAAUUUUAUUCGUGGCGUUUACUUGAUCGAAGUAUUCGAUAUUUAUUUAUUCGGUGUAAAGUAUUUUACUGUGUAAUUAAAAUUCUGAUUUUCAUUUAACGAAUAGUGAAUGGAAACAGUUGUUCAUCUUUUAUUCAUUAUUCGACGUUUAUAUCUGGAUAAGAAUUUUGCCCAUCUUUGACGGCAACCCGCGGGACAAGCGAACAAACCGUUAUAUCAGUUCCAAUAGAUUUUAUAGAUUAACUCUGUCGGUCAUGCAGUUUUGCGAAGAACACUGACGGUACAUCAAAAUUACAGGACGCGCACGCAUUCCUAUAUUCGUGUUGCAUAUCGUAGGCGCACACAGAUCGUGCGAUAUGUAAUGCGGAAUAUCCACGUAUAUGCCUGAAUUUUGAUUUCGUCACUAGCACCGUUCUCCUAUAUUUUUCUACCGUGAAUGCGAUUUGACAGAAGUGAACGUUUAGCGAAGAAAGCGACGAUAAAGCUGUUUUCGUUCGGACUGCGGUAAAUCGGUUGGUGCAAUAAAAUAUAUGUAUAUGUACUUUAUCGAUGCGAUGAUUAACGAUAAACUUUUAGAACAGUAAGUACAAAUAAAACCAUUAAUUUUUAGCUAAGUAUAAUUAGGGAGAAGAAACGUAAUUUAAUAAAAACGAUUUCCUACGAAUCGACAGAGAAUACUUCCGAAUAAUUAUAUACAUAUAUAUACAUAUUUCGUUACCACAAGUAUGUAUACGUACAUAUACAAAUAUAUAUAUAUAUACAUACAUACUUGUUCUAUGAACUUCAAUUUGUAAAUCCGUACUUACGUAUCUAUUUUUAAUUUCGAGAACAAGCUUGAACAUUUCCACGGAGUGUUCGAGCUUUAAUGAGUACACGGUUCUAAUAGGAUAAUAGAAACCAAACCAUUCGCUUGCACAUAUACACGAUCAGCUUGAAAUAUUUUCGAAACAGAAUCGGGCUAACGAAAGGAUCGGACCAAAUACGUACAUACAUACGUAGUUUCUAGCUUUUACGCCUUUAUAACAUAUCUAGCAAAAUACAAUAAACAUAAACAAAUAAUGGAGAUUCGAUUCAAGUUUUCCACUACAGUUCUAGCUUGUAUAUAUGUACAUGUACAUGCAGUGUACCUACAAUGAUUAUAGAUAUAUCAUAUAAGUGUGCAAACAUUUUUGCGUCGAUCCCGACAGUCACGCCCUCGGAAUACGAUUUACGUUUUAGUAGAAGUUAGCGCGUGUUUAUUCAAAUAUAUUUCUAUACGAACCUCGCACGAACGAGGAAGAGAGUUUAUUGUGAUAGAUUGUAGCGUUUAAUAAAUGUAAAAAUUAUCACUAAUUCGUCUUAUGGUAAUGGUUGUGAAUAAACCCACUCGUAUAUUAUUAA
This is a messenger RNA of Hylaeus volcanicus, 3147 nucleotides long. RefSeq lists its product as uncharacterized. Lineage: Eukaryota; Metazoa; Arthropoda; Insecta; Hymenoptera; Colletidae. Bases 319 to 1578 code for a protein of 419 amino acids. The record is from RefSeq and is a predicted model, not a curated record. The transcript has 6 exons.